AUGAUCAUAAGAGCAUCAUUAUCGCUUACUCUUAACCCAACUCUUCUCCUAAAUCCAAUUAAAAAACAAUUAAGAAAAGACAGAAGCCCAAGACUCGCCUCUUGCGUAAGAGGACUGAUUCGGUUUGAUUUCGAAACUUCCACCACCGGAAUCGCCGCCGUCUCAGUCGCUUCCCCGCCUCCUCCGUCCCGACCUUCCUCCCCAACGCCUCCUCCGUCCCGAUCAAUCUCUGAAGCUCUUGAUAUCCUCUUCUCAGGGGCAUGCGUUGAGCUAGAGCACGGACUGGCAGAGAGAUGUACGUAUGGGGAGAGGAUUCUAGGAUCAAGCUCUGAGUAUGUGCAGAGCAAUAUUACUCGUUACUUCUCUGAUCCUCGAUACUAUUUCCAAGUGAAUGAUCAGUAUGUUAGGAACAAACUCAAGGUUGUUAUGUUUCCUUUCCUUCACCGGAGACAUUGGACUAGAAUCUCUGAACCAGUUGGGGGUAGGCUCUCAUACAAGCCUCCCAUCUAUGAUAUCAAUGCGCCAGACUUGUACAUUCCCUUUAUGGCAUUUGGUACAUACGUUGUUCUUGCUGGUCUUUCACUGGGACUUAAUGGAAAGUAA
Messenger RNA from Brassica oleracea var. oleracea, 603 nucleotides. RefSeq lists its product as uncharacterized. Gene Ontology annotation, biological process: endoplasmic reticulum to Golgi vesicle-mediated transport. Gene Ontology annotation, cellular component: endoplasmic reticulum-Golgi intermediate compartment; Golgi membrane; COPII-coated ER to Golgi transport vesicle. The transcript has 5 exons. The record is from RefSeq and is a predicted model, not a curated record. The coding region runs from base 1 to 603 and encodes 200 amino acids. NCBI's taxonomy places the organism in Eukaryota, Viridiplantae, Streptophyta, Magnoliopsida, Brassicales, Brassicaceae.